AUGACAUCCUUCUUCACUUCGCCAGCAUCCAAGCCCUCUUUGAUUGACGGCACAGACUCGCUCAGCUUUGACAUUUUAGACCCGCCUGAGCCUUUCCCCCUUGCAAAUACUCCGUUUGACUUGGCUGCAAAAUUGUUGUGCCAGCAGACAUACGCAUAUCAGGCUCAGAUGGACCCCCACAAACACAAUCCGCCUGGUUCCUACAACCACGGCCCACCCCACAACCACGACAACAGCCCGGAAAACGGCUUUGUCGCCCCGGACCCUUUGCAUCGCCAGCUCCAUGCCCAAUUGCUUCGACAGAAUGCCCUGGACAUGCUGGGCUUAUGCGCACCUCCAAUGGAAUCCUUUGACCACCCGGUCCCCGAGGUGGGCAAUGUUCCCGAAUUUUUCAACAGCUCCAUGGACUGCUCGUUUAUUGAACUGAGCUUGACCGAGUCUCAAAUGGACUACGACCACUUUCUGGUGAUGGAAAAUGAGCUGUUUCGCCAGCAGCUGCUUCAGCAGCCUGUGCCCCAUAAACCGGCUUCUCUGCACCACCCUCCAGCCCACUCUACGCCUUCUUCAAGCACCCUGUCUAUUUUGACUCCGGUCUCUUCGGUGGCAGAGGACACCUGGGCCCAAUUUCCAGGCUUCCCCUCCAACAGCAGCAACAAUGGCGCUGCCAUUGGCCAAUUUGCAACCGCAUCUACACUGCGACAGCCCGAGAUCCACUCCUCCACGGCUCACUUUGGACCUGCUGCCCGCAAAUCUUUUAAAAACUCGGUCCGGCCGUUUGCCCGGACGCCUGAGCUGCCCAUGCGUCGCAUCAACUACCACUACCUCCAUGUUGCGACUACGAACAAAGCCGAAACUGCGCUAGGCUGGGCAUCGUUGCCCCAGAACCGCAGAUCGACCGCCUCGAGAACAUCUCUGGCAUCAACAAACCCCUCUUCUUCCCGUUCGGGCCUGAUGCUCCUGGAGCCUCACGAGGAAAGAUUUCAUGUCUCGCCAAGACAGCCUGCCACACAGAAAUCGAUUAUUGAAGAGUCCCACGAGCAUAAUGAGCCUCAGCCCGCUCCUCCCAAGAAGAAGCACAAGAGACGCCACACCCAGAAACGCUCCCGAAUGGGUUGCUGGAUAUGCCGCAUCAAGCACCUCAAGUGCGAUGAGACCAGGCCGGUUUGCAACCACUGCAAGCGCUUCGGCGUUGCCUGCGACUACAGCCCGGACAGGCCCGAUUAUGUUUCUGACAUGAGCCUCCGGCGCAAGAAACUCAAUGAGCUUGCAUCUCAAAGGCGCAGAAAGAGACGCUGA
This is a messenger RNA of Candidozyma duobushaemuli, 1296 nucleotides long. It is a transcript of the gene UME6, whose product is annotated as Zn(II)2Cys6 transcription factor UME6. The coding region runs from base 1 to 1296 and encodes 431 amino acids. Gene Ontology annotation, biological process: regulation of DNA-templated transcription. Gene Ontology annotation, molecular function: DNA-binding transcription factor activity, RNA polymerase II-specific; zinc ion binding. The transcript has a single exon. The record is from RefSeq and is a predicted model, not a curated record. NCBI's taxonomy places the organism in Eukaryota, Fungi, Ascomycota, Pichiomycetes, Serinales, Metschnikowiaceae.